CACUAAGAAAAAGGGUCCCAUAUAGCAAGUAGUGGGUCCCACCCACAAAACCAACCGCUAUUCAAAAGUAGACACAACGCUUAACUGCUUCACGAAACUCCCCAGUUUCGCUUCACUUCGACUUUGACAUAUCCAAAAAUCCAAAUAUGUUUCCAUGGUGAUGAGAUUUACCUCUAUAAGGUUUCCAUCAGUUUAGCAGACAUUUAUAUCGUUAAUUAACUUCACUUUUUAGUCCUCAGAAAAUGUCAGAUAUUGGUGAAGGAUCUUCAUUUGAUGAUGAAAAUUAUGAAGAUCAAUUACAUUCUAAAAUCUGCGAGGGAAGGAAGAAUGAACUUGGGAUCCUUAAGACAGAAGAGAAAAAGCUGCCCAGUGAUUCUGGGAAUUCCCUUGAGAAGAUAAUCAGGAAACAAAAUGAUAUUGAAAUUUCUUUUAUCAAAGAGCAAAUUUGGGGCACUGAGGAGUUGAAGUUUGUUAAUGCUUUUCGACAAGUGCUGAUUAAGGAGAACCUGCUUCCUGCUAUGCAUGAUGAUAAUCUCAAAUUAUUAAGAUUUCUGAAAGCUAGAAAGUUUGACAUUGAGAAGGCAAAGUGCAUGUGGACAAAUAUGCUUCAGUGGAGGAGAGAUUUUGGAACUGACACUAUAAUCAAGGAUUUUGACUUCCAUGAAAGGGAUAAAGUUCUGCAAAACUACCCUCAGGGUUAUCAUGGCACAGAUAAGGAAGGAAGACCAGUUUAUAUCGAAAGAUUGGGGCUAAUAAAUGUGGAAAAACUUUUGGAAGUGACUACUUUGGAUCGAUAUGUUAAAUAUCAUGUUCAAGAGUUUGAGAAGUCUACUGCCUUCAGGUUUCCUGCCUGCUCUGUAGCUGCAAAAAGACACAUAGAUAGAAGUGUUACCAUUUUGGAUGUCGAAGGAGUGAGUUUAAGGAAUUUCUCAAAACCUGUACGAGAAGUCAUUUUGCGGCUGCAGAAGAUUGAUAAUGACUUUUACCCUGAAACACUUGGAGAAAUGUUUGUCAUAAACGCCGGACCUGGAUUUAGGCUCAUUUGGAAUAUACUCAAGCCUUUUCUUGACCCUGAAACGACGUCCAAGAUUCAUGUUCUUGGCAACAAUUAUAAAGGCAAACUGCUCGAAAUCAUCGAUCAACGUGAGUUGCCAGAUUUUCUAGGUGGCAGUUGCACGUGUGGGAAUGAUGGUGGUUGUUUAAGGUCAGAUAAAGGGCCAUGGAGAAAACUCAAGAUAUCACUGAUGAACUGUGGAGAGGAAUCAGAAUGUUUAGAGAAGACAAUAGCAACACCGGAUGCUACAAGGCAACUAGUAGGAGAGAACCAGCCAGAGAUGGUAAGGUGUUGUGACAUAUGCUACUGAGCCAGGAUUUGAAUGUGAAGGAGGUGCGUCUAGCAACCUGUCAUCUCCCACCAGCAACAGGUACCAGAUAACUCUAUCCACCGAGGCUUGGAUAGAUGAGAAGAAAUCACCUAGUGUUUUUGCCUCCGCUCAGAUUUGAACUUGAAACCUCAUGGUUCUCAGCCACUUCAUUGACCACUAGGCCACACCCUUGGGUGCAUUAUCCUACAACUCUUUGUAAAUUUUGAUAUAUGUUUUAUAACACAUCUAUAUAUUAUUGUUGUUUGUUCAAUA
Molecule: messenger RNA, 1637 nt
Organism: Nicotiana tabacum (common tobacco)
Lineage: Eukaryota; Viridiplantae; Streptophyta; Magnoliopsida; Solanales; Solanaceae
Product: phosphatidylinositol/phosphatidylcholine transfer protein SFH3
Source: RefSeq, a predicted model, not a curated record